AUGCUUAAACUAGCUGAGAUUGCAAGACGCACCGUUAGGACAAUCCAGAGUCUUCCAGCAAUACCCGUUGCUAAUCUUCAUUUUCAAAGUAGCAACAACUCUGCUUGAAAUCAGAAAAAUUUAAAUCGCAUACUUGAUAUCAUUAUGAAGGGGAUAGGUUUAAGCGGUAUUCUGUGGUGCUCACAUUGGAUUAAUGACUUCCCACUCCAAAAAUAA
Blepharisma stoltei is the source of this 216-nucleotide messenger RNA. Lineage: Eukaryota; Ciliophora; Heterotrichea; Heterotrichida; Blepharismidae. The record is from the annotation of a GenBank genome assembly.